ACACAAGUGGACAUCGUCAGCGAGUCAGGAUGCAUCUGUCCACGAGCCUCGUCUUCUGCGCCGCCACCGCUCUGCUCGCGGCGGCGCAAUCCUCAGGAGGCGAUCGGGAGUCAGAUGGCCAGUGGCCGAAUCCAUUUUUCUUCCUGUGCCCUAUCGCCCACGCGCUUUGCCCCUGCAACACGUCGGGACCCGCGCACACGCCUCUCGCCAGAACGUCUGAGCUGUUCGAGAGGAUUUCCAAUGGAAUAGGAAAUGAUGUUCGCUUAUGGAACGGCUCGCUUCAGUCAAGAACACCUGAGAUGUUCGAGAGGAUUUCCAAAGGCAUUGGAAAUAAUAACUUUUGGAAUGGCACGCUUCCAUAUCAACAUUAG
This is a messenger RNA of Gryllus bimaculatus (two-spotted cricket), 371 nucleotides long. The record is from the annotation of a GenBank genome assembly. Lineage: Eukaryota; Metazoa; Arthropoda; Insecta; Orthoptera; Gryllidae.